This is a messenger RNA of Hemicordylus capensis (graceful crag lizard), 3952 nucleotides long. It is a transcript of the gene REPS1, whose product is annotated as RALBP1 associated Eps domain containing 1. The transcript is spliced from 20 exons. The record is from RefSeq and is a predicted model, not a curated record. Gene Ontology annotation, cellular component: cytoplasm; plasma membrane. Bases 356 to 2758 code for a protein of 800 amino acids. NCBI's taxonomy places the organism in Eukaryota, Metazoa, Chordata, Lepidosauria, Squamata, Cordylidae. Gene Ontology annotation, molecular function: calcium ion binding; protein binding. Gene Ontology annotation, biological process: endosomal transport; endocytosis.
CAACGCCGAGCAGGGGCGACGUACAGAAACUUUAUUAGAGCAACCUCGCACACGCGUCUCCUCCAAGCACACGCGCGCCCGCGCGCGGCCACGCCCCCUCCCGCUGGCCUCGCGCUUCCUCUGCCUUCCAACCUUUCCCCGCCCCAACCCAACUCCUGUAGGGAAGUGGCAACGCUCCGCGAGAUCAACAAGCAACAGCUGAGGCGGCGCGGAGGCGCGCGCGCGCGCGCGCUCUACGGAAGGCCCCUGGAGCCGCCACCGGCGCGAGGCGGCGGUGGCUGCGCGAGAGCCUCCUCCCGCCUUCACCCCACCCACUCGCGGGAUCGAUUCCCGGGCAGGGCCGGGUUGGUGUAAGAUGGAGGGUCUGACGCUGAGUGAGGCGGAGCAGCGCUAUUAUUGCGACCUCUUCUCCUACUGCGACACCGAGAGCACCAAGAAAGUGGCAUCCAAUGGACGAGUCCUUGAGCUCUUCCGCGCCGCGCAGCUCCCCAGCGACGUAGUCCUGCAGAUCAUGGAACUCUGCGGUGCAACAAGGCUUGGAUACUAUGGAAGGAGCCAGUUCUACAUUGCUCUGAAACUUGUUGCAGUGGCUCAGGCUGGGCUCCCACUGCGUAUGGAAAGCUUAAAUUCAGUCAAGGACCUUCCCCUGCCCAGAUUUGUCAUGUCAAAGAAUGAACAGGAACUGAGGCAUUCAUCCUUAUAUUCUUCAGAUGCUGAUAACUCAUCCUAUUCAGGUGCAAUUCCUCCCCCACCAGGCAGAAUACAAGUUAAAAAAGGCUCUGUGAGCCAUGAUGUGGUCCAGCAACGUCCAGCAACAGAUCAACAGGAGUCCACGUCUCCAGUUGUUUCACCACAGCAAUCCCCACCAACCUCUCCACAUACCUGGAGGAAGCACAGCCGCCAUCCCAGUGGAGGGAAUAAUGAACGAUCUCUUGCUGGACCGGGGCCUUUUUGGGCUCCCUUUAGUGAAGCACAGCCAGGCUCCUGUAAUGCUGGUGAUCCAAUGUGGUCUGGCCAUUCACCACCACCGCAUCAAGAAAACUGGGUCAGUUUUGCAGAUAACACACCAACCAGUACUAUUUUAGCCAUGCAUCCUGCUUCUGUCCAGGACCAGACAACAGUACGAACUGUAGCAUCAGCUACAACAACAAAUGAAAUUCGUAGGCAAUCAAGUAGCUAUGAUGAUCCGUGGAAAAUAACAGACGAACAAAGGCAGUAUUAUGUAAAUCAAUUUAAAACUAUUCAACCUGAUCUAAAUGGAUAUAUUCCAGGGUCUGCCGCUAAAGAAUUUUUUACAAAAUCAAAGCUUCCUAUUCUUGAGCUUUCGCACAUUUGGGAACUGUCAGACUUUGAUAAAGAUGGUGCGUUAACACUAGACGAGUUCUGUGCUGCUUUCCAUCUAGUAGUUGCUAGGAAGAAUGGCUAUGACUUACCUGAGAAACUACCGGAAAGUUUAAUGCCCAAGCUGAUUGAUUUGGAGGACUCGGCAGUGGUUCCUGUUUCAGAAGUGGGAGAUCAGUCUGGUGAGGUAGGUUAUGCAAGUUCACCAGCAGAAGCACCUCCAAGCAAAUCGCCAUCAAUGCCAUCACUAAAUCAGACAUGGCCUGAGCUGAAUCAGAGCAGUGAGCAGUGGGAGACAUUUAGCGAACGCUCCUCAAGCUCACAAACUCUGACCCAAUUUGAUUCUAACAUUGCACCAGCUGAUCCUGAUACUGCUAUUGUUCAUCCUGUUCCUAUUCGAAUGACUCCAAGCAAAAUCCACAUGCAGGAAAUGGAGCUUAAAAGAACUGGAAAUGAUCAUACAAAUCCUACAAGUCCUUUACUUGUAAAAUCACCAGAUCUUGCAGAAGAAAAUAAACUGAGUUCAUCUGUAAAAUUUGUAGGGGGAAAUACUGUGGCAGAUGGUUACAGCAGCUCAGAUUCCUAUACUUCAGACCCAGAACAUAUUGGAAGUACUGUAACUAGACAACGGUCACAUUCAGGGACAUCUCCAGAUAAUACAGCUCCGCCUCCACCACCACCAAGGCCUCAUCCUUCACACUCACGAUCAUCAUCUUUAGAUAUGAAUCGGACCUUCACAAUUCCGUCAGGUCAACAGCAGGCUGGAGUGAUUGCCUAUCCCCCUGCAGUGCCUCCAAGACCUCAACCCUCACAGGCUGGAGGUCAUGCUCAUCGCUCAUCAGAUGCUGAAGGUCUAAUCACUCAUACCAGUACUUCGCCUCAACAAAUACCAGAACAGCCAAACUUUGCAGAUUUUAGCCAAUUUGAGGUGUUUGCUGCAUCAGGCAUAAAUGAAAAUGAGGAGGAAGAAAUAGAGAAACACCCAGAAUCUUUGCCGGUAGAAAAACCUUCUGAUUCUGCUGGACCCCUUAGAGUUGCCAAAGCAGAAGGAAGACUUGAGGACAAAGCGGCUUCUAGUACCCCUGCAAAUGUGAGCAAAGGCACCACACCUCUAGCUCCACCACCAAAGCCUAUACGUAGAAGGCCCAAAUCAGAGGAUGAGCUGAGACCUGAAGCUGAGGAGCAUACACAGAAAACAGGUGUCAUAGCUGCUGUUCUUGCUUCCCAGCCAUCUAUUCCUAGAUCAGUGGGAAAGGACAAGAAGGCUAUUCAGGCAUCAAUCAGACGCAAUAAGGAGACCAACACUGUUUUGGCCAGACUGAACAGUGAAUUACAGCAGCAAUUAAAGGACGUUCUUGAAGAGAGAAUUUCACUAGAGGUCCAACUGGAACAGCUUCGACCCUUCUCUCACUUAUAAGCCAAUUGCCGUUAACUGUGAACUAAUUAACUCUGAAAGGGGAAAUUGGGUAAAAGACCUAAUUUAAAGACCCAUUUGUUCAGCUCAGUGCACUCUUAACAUUUUUGUGAUUGUUUUGUCCUCUGUCCACAGUUGUAUUUAAGUAACUUUUAUAAUUUUAAUACAAAGAAUUGGAAUAAGUGUUUCCUUAAAUGUUCUAUAUAUUGGCACUGCCACACCUCCCAUUUUGUUGGGAUUACACAGUUUUUAAGUUGGAGCCAGGUUUGUACAACUUCAGUGGCCUAGAUUCCAAACUGGAAUUGGUUUUCAGUAUUCCACAUCAGAGAUUAUGAAUAAAACAUCCCAGAUGCCCUCUACCUUUUAACACAGAAGCACAUAUACUUAUCAUAAAUGCCUCUUGCACACUGUGUAAGAGAGAAGACUAAUCUGCUGUGGUCAUCUUUCAGUUUAUCUCCAAGCCACUUUUUGCAACGUUGCAAGGCAUCCAUCACUUCAAAGGGCCUGCCAUUUGUAAUCACGCUACACUUUCCAAGUGCCACACACCCUCUUUCAUAUUACCUUGCCGUACCAAAUUUUGGUUGUCUUCUCAUGUUUAUGCGUUUUGUUCAGUGUGACCACAGCUUGAUAGCUCUUGACAUGUUCCCAUUAAUUUUUGCAGCAUACACUUGUGCACCCCUUCUGUGAAAGGAAUGGGUGUUACUUUCUCAUGCACAUUUCCUGAACACCACCUGUAGUUGCAUGCUUUGCACAUGACUGUCUAUUAACUGACACUUCUGCCAGACUUUACUGUAACACUCUGUAGUCCAGAAAUGUGCCAGUACCUCAGUUCUUCUUUCCUAAAUCCCCUAUCCCAGACCCUAUUUUUGUUUUAAGAAGUUUGGGUUGCCAUUUCUCCUAAUGUCUCCAAGCCUUAUUCUUCUGGUUUGUGGACGGGCUUCAAUAACACAAAGUUCCCUGAGUGUCUCCUGCUAUUCAGGUUGAUGUACUGUAUUAGGAUUUGUUGUAUAUUGUAUAAUACACACCUUUUGAUCUCAUAUGUAAAUUUGCAUUAAUGCUGACUAACAGCAGAUAUUCUAUUUAAUGGCUUAUUCUGGCUGUGGGAUCAUAGAUGUUAAACUGCAUGGAUGUAUCUCAGCAGAAUCAGAACUAGCAAUUGUGUGAUUUUUACACCAAUAAAACAGCACAAUAUUUUAA